Messenger RNA from Rhipicephalus sanguineus (brown dog tick), 4835 nucleotides. RefSeq lists its product as uncharacterized. The transcript is spliced from 17 exons. The coding region runs from base 213 to 3236 and encodes 1007 amino acids. The record is from RefSeq and is a predicted model, not a curated record. Gene Ontology annotation, biological process: activation of GTPase activity; regulation of small GTPase mediated signal transduction. Gene Ontology annotation, molecular function: protein binding; GTPase activator activity. Gene Ontology annotation, cellular component: cytoplasm. NCBI's taxonomy places the organism in Eukaryota, Metazoa, Arthropoda, Arachnida, Ixodida, Ixodidae.
CGCUCACAUACACACAACUGAACCGCAACUGAAAGCAGGCACCCGCCGCGCGCUUUAGCCACCCGUCGUAUCGUUUCCUUAACAAAGUGAAGUUCACCGGUACUGCCAAAGUGAAGCGCUCAAAGCGAAAUUGACGCCAUCGACGAUGACCACGUGGCGGCGGGCGUGGCGAAGGCGCGGCGCGGGGCGCCGGUGACGGCGGCGCGCGGUGCAUGUCUUCCCUGUGCUUCGUGUGCCAGCUGCCCAUCCUCAGCCACCAGACAUGGGGCACCUGGCCACACCAGCCGGACAGCGACACCGAGCCGCAAGACGACGAGCCGCCGGAAGAGGACGAAGAGGAAGAGGACGAGGAAGACCGCGUGGCGCUGCUCGCCUCAACGGGAGACAACACUUCCUCAAAGUCGGACUCGGCGGCAUGCCUCACAUCGGUCUCCUCUUCCAUCGCAUCGGCGAUCACCAGGAACUGCCGCUCACCCCAGGAGGCAAGGACACCCGGCGAUGGUGCGCCCGCCGACAGGGGCUGCCGGAGCCGGCGUCCCAGCCAACCCGUGGUGACUCCUCAGAGACGACGGAGCAGCGCCGCCACAGCCACGGGAGGUCCUCUGCCGGACUGGGAAGGCGGGGGCGACACCUUCCACGAGGACUGCCUUGUGUGCGAGACGUGUGGCCUGCGCCUCGCGGGCUCCAGUUGGCAGGCAGCGCACCGCUUUCAAAACAAGAUAUACUGCGGCCUGCACUACGCCGACGUGACGGGCCUGUCCAGCGGCGAGGAGUUCCUGGCCAAGCUGCGCGAAUACAAGCGUCAGUCGCUGGGCUGCGCCGAGGCGAGACGAAAGAGCUCCACCACGCUCACCUUUCCCGUGCCUGUGCAGGCGUGCCCGGGCACUCCGUGCGAACAGUACCCGCACUGCAUCAAGGCCACGCCGGGCUACUGGAUCGAGUGUGCGGGACCCAAGAAGGAGUCAGACGCCCUGCUGGAUCCCGCGGAAGGCACGGACAGCUGCGGCCUGCCUCCCAAUGUGUCCGGGGGCCUGGAGCUGGUGUCACGGGACGAGGACACCUACGAGAGGCACUUCUACGGCAAGGAGCACUGGAACUACUUCACCAACGACGAGGCACUGGGGCCCGUCAUCAUGAGCCUCAGGCAGGAGAACAUCAACAACAGGGACCAGUUCAGGGUGAUGCUUCGCACGGUGACGUACAACCUGCACGGCCUCAUCCCGGCGUCGUGCGUGUGUGCCAACCGUUAUGACCGCGAAGCCAUCGUGCGCUGCUUGGGCGACGAGGCGGGACUGAAGCCGUGCCUCACGCUCGGGCAGCUGCCCUCCACGCCCGACGAGCUGCUCAAGCUAGACCAGGUGUUUGUGAAGUCGGAGCUAAAAGUGGGCGUCGUCUACGUCAAAGAGGGCCAAAACACCGAGGAACAGAUCUUGAACAACCGAACCCACAGCGCCUUAUUUGAGGAGUUUCUUUGUCUUCUGGGAGACCGCGUACGCCUUAAAGGUUUCGACAAGUACAAAGGAGGCCUGGACACUGUCCAUGACCUGACCGGCACUGAGUCCGUGUACACUGCCUGGAAGAACAUCGAGAUCAUGUUCCACGUCUCUACCAUGCUUCCGCACGAAGAGCACGACCCGCAGAAGCUUCAAAAGAAGCGGCACAUCGGCAACGACAUCGUCUGCGUGGUGUUCGUGGAGGCGGACAACACGCUCUUUUCACCGGCAUGCAUCAAGUCGCACUUCCUACACGUCUUCAUAGUCGUGCGAGCAUCGCCAAACAAACCGCCCGGAGCGCACACCGUCUACGAAGUGUCCGUCGUGUCCAGAGAUGAAGUGGGCGCCUUCAAGCCGUACUUGUGGCAUCGAUCAGUCUUUCCCAAAGGAGCACAAUUUCGAGAGUGGCUGCUCACCAAGAUCGUUAAUGGGGAACGAACGAGCUAUUCGGCGCCCAAGUUUGCGAGAAUGCAGGACCGGACACGCAGCCAGAUGUUGGAGGACAUGGUUACCAACCUGCAGAACCAUGCCGAGACGGGCCAGAUCCCGAAGCCCUACCGGCGGGGAUCAUGGCGCCCUAUCGGCCACAUGCGGCCCUCGUCUCCGCUGCUGGACAGUGUGCGCGACCCGUUCGAAGGAUACGACCAGCUCGCUAGGGACUUCGCCAAGAUGUUCCAGGGAACGCGCCAGCUUUGCGACGUCGUCUUCAACGUAGGACAGGGUAAAGACAAGACAAAGGUGUACGCCGUCAGAGCCAUCUUGGGAGUUCGCAGUCGCGUGUUUCUGGAGAUGCUGUACGGAUUCAGUACGGGCUUUGGCCUUGGCGUGACCGGAAUGGCUGACACCCCUUCCAAGGUGGUCAGUCCGUCGGGCCCCAAGUCAAGCAACUAUCUUCAGGUGCCGGACAUCCACGAGAGCCCGCGCAACAAGAGCGCUCCGUCCAGCCCAAUGGUGAUUCGCGCCUUCUCCCGCCUUGGAAACUGGACGGGCUGGAGUUCCCGCAGCAGCAGUAAGGACUCUUUAAUACCUGAUGAUAUCGGGGGCCUCAAGCGCUGGCAGAGUGAGUGCAAUUGCAAAGAAAAGGAGAAAGAGAAAAAUACUGCCAUGGCGGGGACCACAGUAACGCUGAGCGUUUGCGCGGACGCUCACAAGGUGGACAGGACGAAGCUGUGUCAACAUGAGUUCAACAUCAUCGAAUUCGACAGCGACACGUUCCAGCUUCUGGUCGACUACCUGCACUGCGGCUCGUGUCCACUGACGUGCGAGUCCAUUCCGGGCUUGAUCUGCGCCGCCGAACACUACGACCUGCCGGAGUUGAUGCAGGCCUGCUUCCACCACGCCAAGCAGCACCUGCGGCUCGCCGUCGUCUGCGGCAUGCUGAACGUACUGGAGAACUACUACUGGCGCUACACGUCGGCCACGGAACUGGUCAACAUGAUACUGCAGUUUGUGGACACGCGAGCCGCGUCGCUGUUCGCGGGCCAGGACUUCCUCGACCUGUCCGAGUCCAUGUUCCAGACCAUUAUCGGCCGGGAGCUGAAUAUACCCGAAGUGACCAAGUUCGAAGUCAUGCUUCGCUGGGCCACGCACCACGUUAAGACCAUCAAUCGACCAGACCCUAGAGAACUUCAAUGUACCAUGAACCGGCUGACUCGAGACCUCAAGCUUUACCUCAUACCGCCACAAGAGUUGAUAAAAGUAAGUAUUAAAUGUGGUCCUCCCAACAAAGACAAUCAGCCAUGAGGAGAUUCUGGACACCCUGCUCUACCAGGCCGACACUGGCAUGUUUCGCGUACGCCGGUCCUACAUCGAGGCUGUCGACGGCCGCAGAGACCGGUACCUGCUCAGCCAGAAGCUACCCGGGUACCGGAGAUAACGCCGCCGAAAUAAACCGCCCAUCGAAGGUUACCGGCCCUGCUUGCGGACACUACUGCCGGUACCCCGUCCGCUCAGGAGACGACGCAAGAGCGAUUCUUUCGUCGCGAAAAGUGUGCCCGUUUCUCGUGCGGUGUCCGAAUGUUCUCGUCCGGCGAGAUUGUCUCCGCGAAGAAAGCGAGAUUUUCUGAAACAAAUCACGAUACUUACGACCCUUGUGGGAAUGAAAAAAAAAUUGGAAAUUUGUCUUGUUUUUUUUUUUUCAGUUUCUUUCUGAGGCUCUAAAGGAGAACAGUGUCGCUUAUUCACUCAAUUCGCUCCUGAGCAUUAUAUAUUUGAAGCCGAGUACUUUUUUUCUUUUAACCCAGUCACAAUACAGGCCACUAGAAACCUUUUCUCGCCAACUUACACUUAUUCACCUUUUUAUUUGCAAACGGCAUGCACGGCACAGGGAUCAGCAUAGGCAAUUUUCAAAAUGAGCAUAAUCAACAAAAUGGCCUGCAAAGGAAACGGCUGCACAAGUAUUUGCCUCGCAUGCUUGUGUUGAGUUCGAUAAAGCUGGAAAAAAUGCAGCACCUUUCUGUAUAAAAAAAAAGAAUCAAAAUUUUAUAUUUUAUACAUAGAAAGAGGCCAUUCCGUAUACUUCGGUCCGUUCUAACUUGUUUCAGCAAGUAGUUAGGCGGUAUCUUAUUUUUUUUGUUCAUCACCGGUCUAGUGUGGCUAAUAAGUGUUAAGCAGUUUGGGGUACGCGCGACACAUCUGGAGUUCCGUAAACCUGUUACGACCGACCUAUCUAUAACAACGCCUGGGCGCAGGCUAAGACAUUUUAGUUAAGCGGUUUUCCUUAUGACAGCGUUACUAAAGCCGUCUCAGAGAACGGACGCAUUUCUCGUUGACCAUGGUUCGGCAGAGACACGUUUCGAGUUUAUUAAUGGCAGCCUUUUUAAAACGCAAUUUCAUCCUUGUUUCACUGAAGAGAGUCUUUGUCGGACAAAGUCACAUUUUAUUAUUGUAUUGCGACUACUGCUCUCUUGUUUACGCUCAAGUCUGAAGCCUGCGGUGACUGUAAAAACGAGUGCGCACUGCAGUUAAGGUUUGUAAACUGGCAUCUCUGUCAUCUUUUUUGACCUGAACGCGUUGCACUGAGGCAUUUAUGAGUGAAAUGAAGCUGCAAAUCAGCAAAAGCGCAGAUAGCAGUUGGUACAACAACAACUGCUUGAGGAGUGCCCACGCUCAUUUUCUGGUUGUGCUGAUAGCAGCAUGUAAAAACGUCAUGUAAAUAGACCGAUGUUAAGACGUGUUGUUAAGAAGGACACUGACUGUGUAAUAGAAGUUGUUAAUAGAUGUAUCGUUGUACUACAUGCCUGCCUGAAGAGUGUUUGCAGAAAAUGUAUUGUUGGGAACACAUAGCGUAGCAGAAUACCGAAGUGCACUCUUAAGAGACAGGACAAAAAAGUGUUCCCAAUC